AUGCCAGUGCUACGCAGGAUACGCCCAAUGCGAAAGAAGUGGUCCUCGGUCCGAUCAUUAGGCGAUUAUGCCUGUCCCACAGAGGCACAGCCAUCAUCUCCACAGGGCAGACUUUUUUCUACGCAUACUGAUCAUGACUCAAACUCAAUGAACUCAUUAGCAACAGAGUCAGAAACUUGCAUCGUAUCUUCACCUUCAGUUGAGCGACAAGACGGGCCUGAGGACACAAGCUCUACGACCGUGCUGGAAACAGAGGUCAAUACAGUCGCACAUGAAUGCCCUCAGGAAGUUCACUUGCCCAGAUCAUCAUCGCUGGCCCCCAAAAAGUCGUCUGCUGUGGAUACUACAAAUCCAAGGAUCGAAAUAAUUGAAGCGUCAGAGCAACGAAUCCCGAACAUCGUUCUCUUUAAUCAUGACCAAGUCAUCGUCACGCAUACAGAAAUCGAAAGCGGAGAUGAAGACCAUGAAUCAGAUGAAAAUAAUCUCCUUGUGGCGAAAGCAGCUGAGCCUGAGGAGAUCGUAGACGUCAAGACGGAACACAAAGACUCAUCAACCGUAUGCAAUCGAAGUGAGUUACUCGACGUUCCGCAUGAGUCAGAAAUAAGCGCGUCCGCCUCAUCAGAACAGCUUGAUCAGCUGUCUGAAAAAAGCGGCAUCCUCGGUGAGCAGCGAGAAAACAAGGCUCCCGAUCUUGAUGGAGAGUCAGAAUACGUCGAGGAAGUCGCGAUCGAUGAAAGAGAUACUGAUUGUCGAAUUUUCGAUCUUCAGAUCUCCACUACUAGCGAGAGCACAAACCAUAAUCCAAAGCCUGUAUUGGAGAUCUUCCUAUCAAGCCUCAAGCUAGAUCCGUGUCAGCUCAGAUGCUCUGCCAUCAAAGCGAACGGUAAGAUCUGCGGUGCAAAGAUCCGACAAUCCCCAACAAACGACGCCUUCGCCAUACUGAAGACCAUGAUUCUCAGCGAUGAUAUUGACAAACAGACGAUAGCAACAGGCUUAUACAACGCUGCGCGCCUAUUAACCUGCGGAAGGCAUCAGAAGCAAGCCAACACCAUUGCCGCAAAUUGGGCAACAACAAUCUGCCAACCUACAAGCAGCUCCUCAAGCAUCAGCAAUCUCCAGAUCGAUUUCGUACCCGGAGGCGGCAAAUUCUCACUCCGACAUCUAACAACACCCCCCAAAAACAACGAUCCGAUCGCCUCCUCACCCUACGAGACCGCCUAA
Bacidia gigantensis is the source of this 1221-nucleotide messenger RNA. RefSeq lists its product as uncharacterized. The coding region runs from base 1 to 1221 and encodes 406 amino acids. The record is from RefSeq and is a predicted model, not a curated record. Lineage: Eukaryota; Fungi; Ascomycota; Lecanoromycetes; Lecanorales; Ramalinaceae. The transcript has a single exon.